Messenger RNA from Tricharina praecox, 6941 nucleotides. Its product is annotated as transcription factor/nuclear export subunit protein 2-domain-containing protein. The coding region runs from base 390 to 6941 and encodes 2183 amino acids. The transcript is spliced from 6 exons. NCBI's taxonomy places the organism in Eukaryota, Fungi, Ascomycota, Pezizomycetes, Pezizales, Pyronemataceae. Gene Ontology annotation, biological process: mRNA export from nucleus; mRNA processing. Gene Ontology annotation, molecular function: mRNA binding. The record is from RefSeq and is a predicted model, not a curated record. Gene Ontology annotation, cellular component: THO complex part of transcription export complex.
CGUCCCACCGAAAUGCGCAUCGAAAACGAGUUUCGAUUCCUGUCCUUUCACGCCUCUAGCGAAAUCUCGAACUAGCCUCCCGCUUCAAACCCACCACCACCACCACCUUCUCCUCUUUCUCUUCCUCUCCUCUUCCUCUUCUCUUUCUCUUCCUUACACUAGAACCCAAGUAACUCACCCACACUUACUUGCACUUCUUUCGACCACCAACAACUCUCCCCCUCGCUCAUCUACUUGUUCCUCACUGCAGCUGCACAAGUACAUCUCUCUUCGCGCAUACACACUGAGCACAUACAGUCUCUCGAACCCCACGCUCCCGAACCCCCCGUCGUCCGUCGCACGUCCGUAAGGCUGCCCCGAGUCCGACGUCAACACACAACCCACGAGAGAUGCCUGACAACUCCCGGGGCCGAAAGCGAAAGCAGCCCGCAACGCCGACUCCAACCAACCUCCGUCCCCCGCCCUACCACAUCAACCCGAACGAAAACCGUGGUCCUUCCAACAGGGGAGGUCGCCAACAGCGUCGCGGUAAUCCGAACACGCUACAGCAGCAACAACAACAACAACAGCAGCAGCAACAGCAGCAGCAACAGCAGCAGCAGCAGCAGCAGCAGCAGCAGCAGCAGCAGCAGCAGCAGCAGCAACCGCAGCAGCACUCUGCGACGACGCCGGCGAUGGAUACCACCGACGAUGUCCAAUUUCACACUCCGGUGGACGACAAGCCUAAGCAAUUCUACCAUUGGGACUUCGUGACUGACGAUUCACUGAAAGACUGGAGUGGCGCGACUUCCGCAGUGAUCAAGGAGCAGCUUAAUGAGCUCGCGUCCGAUAAGACUAAUGACAUCGAGAUUUCAGUUAUCUUCCAGGAGCUGAUCAGAACCGCGGUCGACGGCCGGCUAUCGCCUUUCAUGGUCGCGCGUUUCCUUCAAGACUAUUUCGAGACCCACGACCCGAACGCCAGCCAGUUGGAUGUUCGCCGCAUCUUCUUACAGUCGGUCGGAGUUUUCGAGCCGCUGGAGACUACCGCUUACCCACCCGAAUCGCUGGUUAAGUUACUGAAGGGAUUGACCCCGCGACCGUUUUCGGAGGUCGAAUUGUCAAAAUACCUCGAAGGGAACACUCUCUCCAUGCUGAAUAUUGUGUCGAGUACGUACAGCAAGAAGGCCAUUCGUGUUACUACCGCGAUGGUCUACAAGCAGCGGAAACAUAAUCUUUUACGCGAGGAGACCGAGGGCUUUUCGAAGCUCAUCACCGAGUUCUUUACGGCUUCAUAUUCGGCGCAGCCAUUGGAAGUUGUGGGGAGGACCGGUGAGAGAGUGAAAGGUCUGAUUGGUGCGUUUGAGCUGGAUCCGGGAAGAGUAUUGGAUAUUCUGCUGGAUACGGCGGCUUGCACGGUGGUUUCGAAUGCCAGAUUUUUUGUCCGGCUACUCAAGUGUUCCGCCUGGUGGCCUCAGCAGCUACAGGGUGUCGUCGAGGAAGAAACCCAGAAGGGCCGGUCGAAAGAAGAGAAGGAACGAGAGAAGGAGCAAGAGAAGGAACGGGCGGAUCGGGAAUUCUUCGACAAGCUGGGCCGGGACGGCAUCUCCACUUUCUUCGAGAACCUGGACAAGGGAACUGGAAAUAAGGUCGCAGCGCAGCUGUUGGGUUUCAAGUUCCGGUACUACCAGAAGGAAGAAGUCAACGAUCCGACUCCUGAAAAUCUGCUCGUGCUCUCAGCAUUGCUAAUCAAGAUUGGUUUUAUCGACUUGGCCGAUCUCUACCCCCACCUUGCGCCCCUAGACGAUGAAGGCAUGAUGUCGGUGCUUUAUGCGUGGAGAGCGAAGCUCGACGAGAAACAAGUUGACCGGAAGCGGAACGCGCUGAUGAUGGCCGGUGCUUUGGCGGACGAUACUGCCCCUUCUAUGCGGGGGAUGAAACCGAACGGCAACGCUGGAAAUGACGAUAAGAAGGCGGAGGAACAGAAGAAAGAAGAAGAGGCGAAGCCGAAGAAGGACGACAACCAGAAGCUUGUGCUGCUGAAGUAUCUUUUGGCCGUCGGCGCCCUUCCAGAAGCAAUGUUUAUUCUCGGCAAGUAUCCGUGGUUACCGGGUCCGUCGGACGACAUCACCGAACACCUCGCGCGAGUCAUCACCCAGUCUUUGGAGGGCAUUUACCCUUCUCACAGUCCGCCGAAUAUCGAAAUGGGAUCCAAGGUCAUAGCUUCGACACAGACAGGAAAGACAGGCGGUGUCCAGAGAGACCAGCAACCUCGGCGGAAGCCAAUGGUUACAUUCACGGUUUCCAAUUUGAAGCUCAAGACCGGGGACAUCGAAUACCGGUUCUUCUGGGAAGAGUGGAAAGAAGGCGUACCGAUAUGCAGAGAACCGAAGCAUGUUGUUGUCUUGAUGGAAACGCUCGGCCGGGUUCUCGGAGUGAGGAUUGGCCGCGAUGCGGGAGUCAUCACCAAAGUUUGUCGCAUAGGACGUGACCGCCUUCGGAGCCCCUCGUGCACACCAGAAGAGAGACAGUCGUGGAUCGGCCUGGCUAGAAGCCUGUUGGUCCCCGCGAUCAGUUUGACGGACGGAAAUCAAGGCAUUGUCAACGAAAUCUGGAAGCUGCUCGAAUGUUUCUCUACCCAGACAAGAUACUCCCUCUAUGGAGAAUGGACUUCGGUCACCAGCAAACGCAUUCCCGAACUCAAGAAUGAAGUCGCGGCGACGGAGCGGAAGACGAGAGAUCUCCUGAAGCGUAUCAGCAAAACGAACGUGACCAAGAUGGCGAUGGAGCUGGCGAAGAUUGCUACCAGUAAUCCGGUCACCGUCAUGCAGAUUGUCUUGGGUCAGGUCGAAGGUUACGAUAACCUGAUCGAGUGUGUGGUCGAUGCUGCGCGGUACUUUACGCCGCUCGGAUUUGAUGCCGUGGGCUUUUGUGUUUUGAAUAGCAUGAGCAACGAAAACAAGAUGAGAGUGCAGGCCGAUGGAAUGUUAACCAGUAAAUGGCUGCAAUCCCUCGCCAAUUUUUGCGGCAAGAUCUACACCCGAUAUCACAAAAAGAUGGAUACUGGUCCUAUCCUCGAAUACGUCGCCCGGCAAUUGAAACGCAAUCGCUCUGUUGAGUUAAUUGUCUUGCAGCAGUUGAUGCAGUCUAUGGCUGGCGUCAACCCCGAGACGAACCUCAACGAUGCCCAAUUGCAGGGUCUUGCCGGCGGCGAAUGUCUUCGAAAGCAGAUUCUCAAGGCGUUCCGCGAUCGAAAGGCUGAGGAUUCAGAAGCUACUGUGACCUCGCUCAAGAAUGCGUUGCUGAACGAGAACCUUGCUUCGCAGUUGUUGAUCCUGAUCGCUCAGGAACGACAGACGUCGAUCUUCCGCACAGAGUUGAGCUCCGCUCCUCUGAAGGUUCUUGCCAACCUUUUCGACGAGAUUCAUGUGGUGCUCAGUCAGUACCUCGAUCUCAUGAAGAUGUCUUUAACACCCGACCGUUUCCAGAGCGUCAUCCCUAGUGUUGGUGCGCUUUGUCAGAAGUAUGGUAUCGAGCCGCCAAUUGCUUGGUGGAUCUACCGGCGUGGACUUCGGAGCAAGAUGGAUCGCGCGGAGUCUUUGGACAGUGAGGACGUUGAAAUGAAGGAUACCACGGUCGCCGAAGCAACAACGGACGCCCCCGAGAAAAAAUCUCCGUGGAACCCGGUCUUGGAGAAGAUGUUCGACGAGGUCAAGCAGAUUCUCCCGGAGUCGGUAUGGACUAAGAUGAGCGUCGGUUUCUACAUCACCUUCUGGCAGCUCGAGACAUACGAUAUCCUCGUCUCCAUAGAUGCAUAUGGUAGCGAACAGGCCCGGCUAAAGGUACAAAUCCAAGCGUUUCAGGAAGACAAGUCGGAUACUUCCCUAGCUGGACAACGCAGGAAGAAGGAAAAGAUUGACGAAAAUACCAAUCUAAUUGCUCGCAUUGGCGCAGAAGUCAAGGAGCAUAUGAGGCAUCACCAAGUCGUGCGCCGUCGGCUGAACGUCGAGAAGGAUCACUGGUUCAAGGACGAUGGCUUCAAUCAGCGAGAAAUUACCGAUGCUUUCAUCCAACACUGCAUCUUCCCGCGCAUCAUGAUCUCCCCCAAUGAUGCUAGUUUUUGCUCCAGAUUUAUCCGAGAGGCUCACAGAUUGGGAACCCCGAAAUUCCAUACCAUCGGCGUGUACGACAGUAUCUUCGGAAGAGGAUUGAGCACAGUUCUGUUCAUUUGCACCCAGCGUGAGGCGGAGAAUUACGGGCGAUUCCUGAAGGAGGUGCUUUACGAUCUGCACGCAUGGCACGGUAGCCGCGAGCUAUACGAGAAGGAAGCCCACGGAAACAACAAGAACUUGGUUGGAUUCAACGUCAAGGGUGCGCCUUUCGACUACGAGGACUUCCGGAAGAUACUUUACAAGUGGCACAAGACUCUGCACACAGCGGUUAAGAACUGUCUAUCGAGCAAGGAAUACAUGCACAUUCGCAACGCGAUAGUUGUUUUGAAGCAUGUUGCAGACUUCUUCCCCGCCGUGGACUGGAUCGGUAGAACGGUGGUGGAGCGCGUUGAGGACCUGGUCAAGAGCGAGAAGAGGGAGGAUCUGAAGAUUGCGGCAAUGACUCUCCUUGGAAUGCUGAAGAAGAGGGAAAAGGAUUGGGUUAUUGUUGCUGCGUUCCAGAAGAGCGAGGCACCCCCGGCGAUGGCGAAGAAUGAUGGAAAUAGUAAGCCCGGCACUCCCAUGCAGCAGCAGCAGCAACGGCCAGUAUUACGGCAGAAUCCACCCAGCGAUUCCUCUUCCAAUGCUCAGAGUCAGAACCAGAACCUGGCGAAGAGUUCGACUACUCCUGUCACGUCCUUGCCCUCGAAGCCGCAGAUCGGUGAUAAGGAGGAUGGCGAAGUCGACGAUCGACGAGGCGGUGGAAGGACUCUUCCAGUUGUGCCGAACCUUCCUCAGCGUCCGCAGCAGAUUCCGGUUGGAAGGAGAGAGAUGGCCACCCCGGUUAGAGAGCCUCCUCAACACCCACAGGGUCAGCAACCGUCGAAUAAUCGCGUUCCCACUCCGAGAAACGAUACGAGGCAGCAGCAGCCCAACGAUAUUCGUCGGCAGCAGCAAGAGAUGACGCGGACGCCUUCUGGCCGUGGACUCGUCCAACCCCACCCUCAGCAUCAGCUUCCUGAGAGGCCUGAUUUGCCCAGACAAACGACUCUUGAGAGGAGAGAGACGAUCCGGGAUGCCCGUGAUCCGUCUAGACAGGACAAUCGGGGAAGACCAGAGAGCAGGUUGCCGGAGAAGCCGGUGGAACAGCGACGCCACUCUCCUCGUCGGGACUCAAGGGGCGACCCGCGAGAUUCCAGAGACACCAUGCCGCACCGCCAUGAGCCUGAGCGACGUGGGCCGACGGGGAGGGAGGCCGAGUUCCAGCGUUCGGCUAUGCCGCAACAGCUGAGGGACGAGAGGGGCCCCAGGAAGGAUGAGCCUCCGAAUAUGGGGCGGGGCAUGCAGCAACCCAUGCCGGAGCCUGACGAUCGGAGGAUCUCAGGACGGGACGAGAGGGACAGUCGCCGGCGCAGCGAUCGCCAUGAGCCUGCCCCCCAGAGUGGGAGGCUCAACGACUACCCGAUGGACCGGGCCGACCAUGGGGAUCACAGGAUGCCUCUGCAAGAUCAGAGCAUCCGGAAGCCGGAGGUUCAGCCAGCGCCGGCUCGGUAUGGGGAGGACAUGGUGGCUCAGCGUCAGCCGCCUGCUGGUCCUAGAUCGGCGGCGUUUGAGCGACGCAACCAGCCGUCGAAGGAGCUCUUCACGGGACCUCAAGCGGCGAACCAGAUGCGGGCUCCCCCAUCUGGUCCGUCGCAUGAGCAGUUCCGCGAGGGAAGGCAUCCUCCGGCUGGGAGCUACCAUCAAGACCCCAACCACGGCCGGCUCAAUCCUCCGGAGCCCGUGAUCCCCAAGGGUCCCCGUGGGAGGGAGGCGCCGCUUGGUCCUAGAGCGGUGAACAUCCGUGGCAGCGCCAACCAGGCCGCCCAGCAGCAGCAGCAGCAGCAGCAGCAGGCACAAGCCCAGGCUAUGCCGCAGCAGCAGCAGUCGCAGCAGCAACAGCAGCAGCAGCAGCAGGUGCAAUCUGCCCCUGCCACGCCACGAUCUUCUGGGCCGGAGCGGAAGAUCGAGAUGCCACCGCCGAACGUUGAGCGCGGCGGUGCGGCCACCCCGGCCAUUGACACGAUCGGUAUCCAUCCCGAUCGUCUCAAGGCCAUGGGGGUGGCUGGCGGGCCGACCAUCUCGCAGCAGCAGCAGCAGCAGCGCUCGGUGCCUGGCACCACUCCGUCCGCUCCUCCUUCCGGUCCCCGCGCAGAUCCGCCUGCCGCCACGCCGACUCCUUCCGCUCUGGUACCUCCUGCGCAGAAGGCCGCGAGUCCGCCUACCGGACCGGCCCGAAGCGAGGAGGCUCGCAACAAUCGCCGGCGCAUUCUCAAUGUGCAAUCACACCUCGCCGGCGAUGAGCGCGAGAUCCGGGGACGGGGCCGUCGGACUGGUGGCGGAGGCGGUGGCAGUGCGGCGACGACCCCGACCACUUCCGCUGCUCCCCCGAGCCUCCUCAGCCGAACCGGUUCUGCUGCCGACCUGACCGGCGCAGUUCCGGAGGAGAGAGAACCCCACUCUCGCCGCGGUUCUGAGGAGCACACUCCGCGCAGCAGCCGCCACCAUCGCUCCGAGCGUGACCGGGAGCACCGGGAACGCAGAGAGGGUGACUCCCGCAAGGGUAGUGACCGUGGCGGCAGCGGCAAGGAGCGUGAGCGGGAGAGGGAGGGGCGGAGCCGGCGCGGGGAGGAGCGCGAAGAGAGGAGAGAGAGGGAGAGGGAGAGGGAACGGGAUGUUAGCAGGAAACAUCCCCGACCCGAAGACCCGAAGCGGGAGGGCGGCGGCGGCGACGAGGUGAAGCGUCGGAGGAGGGGGGGUGGUGAGAGGUGGUGA